This is a messenger RNA of Paramecium pentaurelia, 395 nucleotides long. NCBI's taxonomy places the organism in Eukaryota, Ciliophora, Oligohymenophorea, Peniculida, Parameciidae. The record is from the annotation of a GenBank genome assembly.
AAUGGCAAGAGCAUAAAAAGACACUAGACCAAUUGCAGAUUAAAAUACAUCAGAAGCAGCAUGUACCUACGCUGCUCUCAUCUUAUAUGAAGACAAUUAAGAAGUAAAAUCAAUUAUUAAGAGAAGAUCAAUUCAGCAAAAUUGGCUCAAAUCAUCAAAGCUGCUAAUUUGAGAGUUGAACCAAUUUGGACUAAAGUAUUUGAAAAGGCACUCAAAGGAAAGAGAGUAGGAGAUUUAUUACAUGGAAGUAGUGGAAGUGCACCUGCUGCUUAAGUUGCUACAACAACCAACGCACCAGCUUCUUAAUAAGCUAAAGCUCCUGAACCAGCUAAGGAAGUUAAGAAAGUUGAAGAACCUGAAGAAGAUGUUGAUAUGGGAGGCUUAUUUGAUUGAUA